Messenger RNA from Dentiscutata erythropus, 153 nucleotides. The record is from the annotation of a GenBank genome assembly. Lineage: Eukaryota; Fungi; Glomeromycota; Glomeromycetes; Diversisporales; Gigasporaceae.
AUGAUGUGCAAGACAUUCGUUGAGGCAUUCUCGAAACAUAACCACAUAAGGUUGAAAGGCCCCUCACCUUAUAAAAUAACACAUAGAUAUAGUACAACCAUUAAUAUUCAAGUUUCACCUAAUGACGAUAACAUGUCAAUCAAGACACUAUAA